Messenger RNA from Cherax quadricarinatus, 612 nucleotides. The record is from RefSeq and is a predicted model, not a curated record. NCBI's taxonomy places the organism in Eukaryota, Metazoa, Arthropoda, Malacostraca, Decapoda, Parastacidae.
GAUGUUUACACAUGUAUGUAUCGUUACUUCCAGGCGUACACAGUGGAUUACUACUUAUCCCUGGGGCUACCACCGGAGAAGAUGGUUCUGGGUAUACCUGCCUACGGUCGCUGCUGGACCCUGGAUGACAUCAAUGAUCACGGGAUGCUCGCCCCAGCACACAAUCCUGGGAAUCCUGGCCCUUACAUCCGCCUGUCUGGCACUUUGGGUACUAAUGAGAUCUGUGAGCGACUCUCUGAGGACAGCACCAACGACUGCACGGUGGUGCACGACCCGGCGCUGCACGAACCUUACUUCUACUGCAAAUCUGACAAGAUCUGGUGUGGCUAUGACGAUGCUGACUCCGUCUAUCUCAAGGCUCGGUUGGCCAAGAACAAGGGUCUGGCUGGAGCCAUGGUGUGGACCAUCGACACAGACGACUUCCAGAGCCUCUGCUACUCUGAGCCCUUCCACAUCAUUAAGUCGAUCAAGAGAGCUCUCAGCGAGCCGACCGGGGGAGACGUGCUGGUGAGUAUUGCCACCUCUGUAGACCGAUCUGUUCACCUCCUACCUGUGAUGCUUAUUCAUUCUCAUAAAUUAAAUACUUGUACCCAAUGAGAUCUCUCACUCAUU